AUGUCUCAAGUUAGGUCUAAUACUCAGGAAAAGCUUCUUCAAAGUAAUGGCGAGAAAAAUAAGAAGACUGUUCAAAAAUGCUCACCUGUGCCUUCGUUACAUGAUCAAUUUGAAAGAAAUACGGUCAGUAUGUUGGCAAAAAAGAAAUCGCAUUGUAAUGAUGACACAUCCCCUUCAAAAAGAGUGAGAAGAGGGGUUGCACCAACUGCAUCAAAGCUAUCUAUUGCAUUCAAAGAGGCCUCUCCUAGUUUUCUUGGUGUAAAUCAACCGGAUUCUGUUCAGGAUGCAAAAAUUAUGGAAGAGAUGAAUGAGAAAUUGAUAUCGGAUGUUGGUCGAUCUAGUUCACAUAUCUCCAAUGGAACUGUACAUGAACAUGUGAAUUCCGGAGAAGUUUCUAGUGAUAGAACAGAAAGUGGGCAUGGUUCAUUACUUCACGAUUUUAAAACUAAGGAUAAAUCUAAGGCUGAGGAAAAAGGUAAACAUGUUGCUCCAAGAAAGCUGCAUAGUGAUAGGGAAACAAGCAAGGACCGUGAUUUGAACACGAGGACUUUGAGUGAGGAGCUUAAGAAGUCCGUCAAUGAGUUACACAUUUCAGGAAAUUACAAUGCCAACUUGAAGUUUUCAUCUAGAGCGAAAAACAUCAAAUUGGGAAAGCCAAGAAUUUCGUUGAAAAUUCCUGUAGAGAAAGAAAAUAAAGAGUUUGAGGGCAGUAGGCCAGAAACUGUUGAGGAAAAGAAAGAAGGUAUGCAUAUAAAGGGGAAGAAAUCUAAUGAGAAUUCACAAGAACCGUCAUCGAUACCAGGUGACCAGAUUUCUCCCUCGUAUUCAAGCUCGUUAUAUGAAGCUAUUGGGGAUUCAUACUUGUAUGAUAACUACAAGGAGGUAAAUCCUAACGAGGAAGAGGAUGAGGUGGAUUAUGUCCCUGGAGGAUAUCAUCCCGCCUACAUCGGAGAGCUCUAUAAUAAUGGAAAGUAUGUGUUGGUCAGAAAGCUUGGAUGGGGAAACUUUUCAACUGUUUGGCUUGCCAGGGAUCGUGAGACCAAUCGGCAUGUUGCAAUGAAAAUUAUCAAAAGUGCAAGAACGCAUCGGUUGACGGCCAUAGAUGAAAUUAAAAUCUUAUCAAAGAUAAAUCAUACUGAUUUAGAGCAUCCCGGACACAGGUAUUUGGUGAAAUUGCUUGAUUACUUUGAUCACCGAGGGGUGAAUGGUGUUCAUAUUUGCAUGGUUUUUGAAGUGUUGGGGGAGAACCUUGUUACUUUAAUGAUUAGAUACAAGCACCGAGGUUUGCCUAUUAAGUUUGUCAAGCAAAUAUCAAAGCAGGUUUUGUGGGCAGUUGACUUUUUACACAGAGAAUGCGGGAUAAUUCAUACUGAUAUCAAACCUGAAAAUGUUUUGCUAAAGAUAGACGAUGUGGAAAAGCUUCUUGGAUACGUUGGGAUCUCUGUGUACGAGAAAAAAAUAAAGAGAGAUCAGUUGGAACAGGGUAAGGGAUCUACCGAUUCCGAACACAAUUCGUAUCCUACCCAAAGUUCUGUGGUCACUAAGAGGAAAAGUAGAAAAUCACGCCGGCCAAGUGUGGUGAUUGGAUCACAGCCCCUUCCUUCUCCUCUAAAGCAAAGAUCGAAUUCUUUAUUUUAUUCCAGAGAAUCUUCACUCUCUGGAAGUCGUGUCCGGUCUGGAGUUUCCGCUUCGAGCUCUUCCUGGCUUCUCAGCUCAACGAAUUCCGUUUCUGGUUCAUCUAAUGCGCGUGCCAUAGCAAGAAAAGAAUCAUCUGUUGAGCCAUCGGUAGAUGCUUCUGCCUCAUACCUGGACAAUUUAAAGGCCAUGUCACAGGAAUAUCAUUCAAAUUUUGAACCUUUGGACCUUAAACCCCCGAAUGAGGAUGAGUUAGAAGAUGAUGAUGUUAUAAGGGUUAAACUCGCUGAUCUCGGCAACUCGUGUUGGAUUUGGAAGCAUUUCACAAGCGAUAUUCAGACUAGACAGUAUAGAUCACCUGAAGUUAUACUGGGAGCCGAGUGGGGCUGCUCUGCUGAUAUUUGGUCUGUUGGUUGUAUGAUAUUUGAACUUCUCACAGGUGACUACUUAUUUGAUCCAACACAUGGACAAACCUUCAGUAAGGACGAUGAUCAUUUGGCCCAAAUAAUAGAGCUCUUGGGACCAUUGCCUAAGCAUUUAAUUCGAGAUUCAAAGUACGGACGCAGGUUUUUCCACUCAGAUCAACAGACCCUGAGAAAUAUUAAAAAUUUGCAAGCAUGGCCUUUAGAAAAUGUGCUGCUGGAGAAAUACAAGUUCAGCCAAACAGAUGCUCAUGAAAUAGCCGAUUUUCUAUCUGGUAUGCUCAUUACCGAUCCAAAGCUGCGUAUGGACGCUGCAGGUUUAUCCAAUCAUUACUGGUUGAACGACUGUCAAAUUGAUGGAUAUAUUGAUCGGGAGUGUGGAACCAGAGGUGAGGAUAUUGGCGAAGGAUGGUACCGGGAAGUCCAAAGAUUACAACAUAUUACAAGAAAGACUUCAGGUCGCCAUUGA
Brettanomyces bruxellensis is the source of this 2526-nucleotide messenger RNA. RefSeq lists its product as uncharacterized. Gene Ontology annotation, biological process: regulation of mRNA processing; spliceosomal complex assembly; protein phosphorylation. The transcript has a single exon. Bases 1 to 2526 code for a protein of 841 amino acids. Gene Ontology annotation, molecular function: ATP binding; protein kinase activity. NCBI's taxonomy places the organism in Eukaryota, Fungi, Ascomycota, Pichiomycetes, Pichiales, Pichiaceae. The record is from RefSeq and is a predicted model, not a curated record.